This is a messenger RNA of Balaenoptera musculus (blue whale), 7100 nucleotides long. It is a transcript of the gene PLCE1, whose product is annotated as phospholipase C epsilon 1. Gene Ontology annotation, molecular function: guanyl-nucleotide exchange factor activity; phosphatidylinositol-4,5-bisphosphate phospholipase C activity. Gene Ontology annotation, biological process: lipid metabolic process; phosphatidylinositol-mediated signaling; small GTPase-mediated signal transduction. The record is from RefSeq and is a predicted model, not a curated record. NCBI's taxonomy places the organism in Eukaryota, Metazoa, Chordata, Mammalia, Artiodactyla, Balaenopteridae.
AUGGAGGGAAGAUUCCUCAUGAAUCAGUCUGCAGUGUUCCUUGGAGAUAGAUCUGGGAGAGUCACUCAGGAGGGUCCAGAAGGACAAAAAGGAAAGGUUUGCCCUUGUCCCGCUACAGACGAGCUUUAUUCUGCUGAGGAGGAGGAAGAGAAAUUUGAGCUGAAUAUAUUUUUGAUUAAUACUUCCUGUACUUUGUGCUAUUCACAGAUCUACAGUGCAGUGAGAAGGGGAGAAGAAACAGAAGAGACAAUUAGAUCUCUUCUCCAUUUCUUCACAAAGCUCCCAGCCUCCGAGACAGCCCAUGAAAGGAUUAGCAUUGGUCCGUGCUUAAAGCAAUGUGUCCAAGACACUGUUUGUGAGUAUCGUGCCACCCUCCAAAGGACUUCCAUAUCUCAGUACAUCACCGGCUCUCUCCUAGAAGCCACCACAUCUUUAGGAGCAAGAAGUAACCUUCUCAAUUCUUUUGGAGGAUCCACCGGACGAAUGAUGCUGAAAGAACGCCAGCCAGGCACCUCUAUGGCCAAUCCCAGUGCCCUCCCUUCAAGUUCAGCUGGGAUCAGCAAGGAGCUGAUUGAUCUGCAGCCCCUCAUCCAGUUCCCAGAGGAAGUUGCCAGCAUCCUGAUGGAACAGGAGCAGAAUAUUUACCGAAGGGUCUUGCCGGUUGACUAUCUUUGCUUCUUGACCCGGGACUUGGGCACCACGGAAUGCCAGAGGUCCCUGCCCUGCCUCAAAGCGUCCAUCUCAGCAUCCAUUCUUACCUCCCAGAACGGAGAGCAUAAUGCCCUUGAAGAUCUUGUGAUGAGGUUUAAUGAGGUGAGCUCCUGGGUGACGUGGCUGAUCCUCACGGCGGGCUCCAUGGAGGAGAAGCGGGAAGUCUUCUCGUAUUUGGUGCACGUGGCCAAAUGCUGCUGGAACAUGGGCAACUACAACGCCGUCAUGGAGUUCUUGGCCGGCCUCAGGUCAAGAAAAGUUUUAAAAAUGUGGCAGUUUAUGGACCAGUCUGACCUGGAGACGAUGAGGAGCCUGAAGGACGCCAUGGCCCAGCAUGAAUCUUCCUGCGAGUACAGGAAGGUGGUGACUCGGGCGCUGCACAUCCCCGGCUGUAAGGUGGUUCCGUUCUGCGGGGUGGUUCUGAAGGAGCUCUGUGAGGUGCUUGACGGAGCCUCCGGCCUCAUGAAGCUUUGCCCGAGGUACAAUUCCCAAGAAGAAACUCUAGAGUUUGUAGCCGAUUACAGUGGACAAGAAUUCUUACAGCGAGUGGGACAGAAUGGCUUAAAGAAUUCAGAGAAGGUCACCGUCAACAGCAGCUUUCAGAUCAUCAGGAAGCUGCAGUCGAAGUCUGAGACAGAGGAGGAGGACAGCUCCAGUGAAGGGAACAGCUCUAGGAAAAAUUCCUUGAAGGAUAAAGCCCGAUGGCAGUUUAUAAUUGGAGAUCUGUUGGAUUCUGAAAAUGACAUCUUUGAGCAGCCCCAAGAAUGGGACCCUCACGCAUCAGAAGAGCCACAGAAGGCCUUUGACCAUGGGACAGAGCUCAUCCCGUGGUACGCGCUGUCCAUCCAAGCUGAUGUGCACCAAUUCCUGCUGCAGGGGGCCACGGUCAUCCACUAUGACCAGGACAUGCACCUCUCUGCCCGCUGCUUCCUCCAGCUUCAGCCUGACAAUAGCACCUUGACCUGGAUAAAGCCCACCACUGCUUCCCCAGCCAGUGCUAAAGCAAAACUUGGUGUGCUUAGUAACACAUCCGAGCCUGGCAAAUUCCCAUUACUGGGCAAUGCUGGAUUAAGUGGCCUGGCAGAGGGGGUCUUGGAUCUGUUUUCAGCAAAGGCUGUGUACAUGGGACACCCUAGCAUUGAUAUACACACUGUGUGUGUCCAGAACAAACUGAGUAACAUGUCUCUCUCAGAGACUGGAGUGACACUGCUCUACGGGCUUCAGACCACAGACAAUAGGUUAUUGCACUUUGUGGCACCAAAGCACACAGCUAAAAUGCUCUUCAGUGGAUUGUUGGAACUCACUAGAGCUGUGAGAAAGAUGAGGAAGUUCCCUGACCAAAGACAGCAGUGGCUGCGGAAACAAUACGUCAGCCUCUACCAGGAGGAUGGACGAUAUGAAGGCCCAACUUUGGCUCACGCUGUGGAGUUGUUUGGCGGCAGACGAUGGAGUACUCGAAACCCCAGUCCCGGGACAUCAGCAAAGAGUGCUGAGAAGCCCAACGUGCAGAGAAACAACACCUUGGGUAUAAGCACCACCAAGAAAAAGAAGAAAAUCCUUAUGAGGGGUGAGAGUGGAGAGGCCACCGACGACGAGAUGGCCACCCGCAAAGCAACGCACAAAGAGUGUCGGAGUCGGAGUGGUUCUGAUCCUCAAGACGUUAACGAACAAGAAGAAUCAGAGGCGAACGCCAUCACAAGCCCUCCUAACCCUCUCCCUUCCAGAAGAGCCCACUCUUUGACCACGGCUGGGUCCCCUAACUUGGCUGCCGGGACGUCAUCUCCCAUCAGGCCAGUGUCCUCCCCUGUGCUGUCUUCUUCAAACAAGAGCCCGUCCAGUGCUUGGAGCAGCAGCAGCUGGCAUGGGCGCAUCAAAGGAGGAAUGAAGGGCUUUCAGAGCUUCAUGGUUUCAGACAGCAGCAUGAGUUUUGUGGAGUUUGUUGAACUGUUCAAAUCAUUCAGUGUGAGGAGCCGCAAGGACCUGAAGGAUCUCUUUGACAUCUACGCCGUACCCUGCGACCGAGCCAGCUCCGAGGCGGCCCCCCUCUACACCAACCUGACCAUUGAUGAAAACACCAGCGGUCUUCAGCCUGACCUAGAUUUGCUGACCAGAAAUGUCUCCGAUUUGGGGUUAUUCAUUAAGAGUAAACAGCAGCUGUCCGACAACCAGAGGCAGAUAUCUGAUGCCAUUGCUGCUGCAAGUAUCGUGACAAAUGGCACUGGGGUGGAGAGCACAUCCCUGGGCGUAUUUGGAGUUGGCAUCCUCCAGCUCAAUGACUUCCUAGUGAAUUGCCAAGGAGAACACUACACUUACGAUGAAAUCCUCAGCAUCAUCCAGAAGUUCGAGCCUAGUAUCAGUAUGUGUCAUCAGGGCCUAAUGUCGUUUGAAGGAUUUGCAAGGUUUCUGAUGGAUAAAGAUAAUUUUGCCUCAAAAAAUGAUGAGUCGCAGGAGAACAUUAAAGAAUUGCAAUUGCCCCUCUCCUACUAUUACAUUGAAUCGUCACACAAUACCUACCUCACAGGCCAUCAACUCAAAGGAGAAUCCUCAGUAGAACUCUACAGCCAGGUCCUCCUGCAAGGCUGUAGGAGUGUAGAGUUGGACUGCUGGGACGGAGAUGAUGGGAUGCCCAUCAUUUAUCAUGGACACACCCUGACAACCAAGAUCCCCUUCAAGGAAGUGGUUGAAGCCAUUGACCGCAGUGCCUUUAUCAACUCCGACCUCCCCAUCAUCAUAUCGAUUGAGAACCACUGUUCAUUGCCUCAGCAACGAAAAAUGGCAGAAAUUUUCAAGACUGUGUUUGGAGAAAAACUGGUGGCUAAAUUCUUAUUUGAGAGUGAUUUCUCAGAUGAUCCAAUGCUUCCCUCACCUGACCAACUCAGGAGGAAAGUGCUUCUCAAAAAUAAGAAGUUAAAAGCCCAUCAGACACCGGUGGAUAUAUUAAAGCAAAAGGCUCAUCAGCUAGCGUCCAUGCAAGCUCAGGCUUAUAAUGGCGGCAGUGCCAACCCUCCACCUGCUAAUAACGAAGAAGAGGAAGAUGAAGAGGACGAAUAUGAUUAUGACUAUGAAUCCCUCUCUGACGACAACAUUCUAGAAGACAGACCUGAAAAUAAAUCAUGUAAUGACAAACUUCAGUUUGAGUAUAAUGAAGAAAUCCCCAAGAGGAUAAAGAAAGCAGAUAACUCUGCUUGCAACAAAGGAAAGGUUUAUGACAUGGAACUGGGAGAAGAAUUUUAUCUUCCUCAGAAUAAAAAGGAAAGCAGACAGAUUGCACCAGAGCUUUCUGACCUUGUCAUCUAUUGCCAAGCAGUAAAGUUUCCAGGCCUGUCAACUCUAAAUGCAUCUGGCUCUAGCAGAGGAAAAGAAAGGAAAAGCAGGAAGUCCAUUUUUGGCAACAAUCCGGGCAGAAUGAGCCCCGGGGAGACAGCAUCAUUUAACAAAACAUCUGGAAAAAAUUCCUGUGAAGGAAUGCGACAGGCCUGGGAGGACUCGCCUUCCUCUGUCAACCCAACCACGUCCCUCAGCGCGAUCAUUAGAACUCCCAAAUGCUACCACAUCUCCUCGCUGAAUGAAAAUGCCGCCAAACGUCUGUGUCGCAGGUAUUCUCAGAAACUGAUCCAGCACACUGCCUGCCAGCUGCUGAGGACGUAUCCGGCUGCCACCCGCAUCGACUCAUCCAACCCCAGCCCCCUCCUCUUCUGGCUCCAUGGGAUACAGCUCGUGGCGCUCAACUACCAGACGGAUGAUCUCCCUUUACAUUUAAAUGCUGCCAUGUUUGAGGCCAACGGUGGCUGUGGUUAUGUUCUGAAACCCCCAGUUCUGUGGGACAAGAACUGUCCCAUGUAUCAGAAGUUUUCUCCCUUGGAAAGAGACCUGGACAACAUGGAGUCUGCCGUCUAUUCUUUAACUAUUGUCUCUGGGCAGAACGUGUGCCCGAGUAACAGCACGGGAAGCCCGUGUAUAGAGGUCGACGUCCUGGGCAUGGCCCUGGAUAGCUGCCACUUCCGCACGAAGCCCAUCCACCGCAAUACUCUGAACCCCAUGUGGAAUGAACAGUUCCUCUUCCGGGUUCACUUUGAAGAUCUCCUAUUUCUUCGUUUUGCCGUCGUGGAGAACAACAGCUCGGUGGUAACUGCUCAGAGAAUCAUCCCCCUCAAGGCUCUAAAGCGAGGAUAUCGACAUCUUCAGCUGCGAAACCUCCACAAUGAAGUCUUGGAAAUCUCUAGUUUAUUCAUAAACAGCAGGAGGAUGGAAGAAAAUUCCUCUGGCAAUACUAUGCCGGCCUCUUUGAUGUUUAAUACAGAAGAAAGAAAAUGUUUGCAGAUUCACAGAGUCACAGUACAUGGGGUCCCAGGUCCAGAGCCCUUUGCUGUUUUCUCCAUAAAUGGAGGCACCAAGGCAAAGCAGCUUCUCCAACAAAGUCUGACCAUUGAUCAAGACACCAAACCUAUUGCCACAGACUAUUUUUUAAUGGAAGAAAAAUAUUUUAUAUCUAAAGAAAAGAAUGAAUGUAGGAAACAACCGUUCCAGAGAGCCAUUGGUCCAGAAGAAGAGAUCAUGCAGAUUUUAAGCAGCUGGUUUCCGGAAGAGGGAUAUGUUGGCAGGAUUGUCUUAAAAACCCAGCAGGAAAACCUGGAAGAGAAGAGCAUCGUUCAAGAUGACAAGGAGAUGAUCUUGAGCUCAGAGGAGGAGAGUUUCUUUGUCCAAGUGCAUGACGUUUCUCCAGAGCAACCGCGAACGGUCAUCAAGGCGCCCCGCAUCAGCACCGCGCAGGACGUCAUUCAGCAGACCUUAUGCAAAGCCAAAUAUUCCUAUAGCAUCUUGAGCAACCCCAACCCGGGUGAUUAUGUGCUUUUGGAAGAGGUGGUGAAAGACACUGCCAACAGGAAGUCUUCUACCCCAAAGUCCUCCCAGCGUGUCCUUUUGGAUCAGGAGUGUGUUUUUCAAGCUCAAAGCAGGUGGAAAGGUGCAGGAAAAUUCAUCCUUAAGCUAAAGGAACAAGUGCAGGCAUCCCGAGAAGACAAAAGAAAAGGCAUCUCUUUUGCAAGCGAACUCAAGAAGCUCACCAAGUCGACUAAACAGCCCCGAGGACUCACGUCAUCUUCUCAGGUCUUGGCCUCAGAAAAUGUCCAAAACAAGGAGGAGAAACCUGUGGGCAGCAUGUCCUCCAGUGACACGAUAGACUAUCGACAGUGAGCAAGGGUAGCACGUUUUACCCAGGUGAAGAUCAUUGGGCAAGAAGUUAUAAAGUCAAGAAUGAACAUGAUGGAAACAGAUAUAACUUCCUUAUUUUCAUUAGACUUAAACUGGAAAUUGAUGAUUUCUGAACUUGCGAUAUGAGGUCCACACUGAGGUCAAGCAAAAUGGCACAGCGCUAGCUACCAACCAGUUUCCUGAUGAAGCAAAGAAGCCCAGCAGAUGCCAUUUUACACGUGUCAACAGUUGGAAAAACCAUUGCUAACCUUGCAAUAAGGGUCAACAAACUUUGUAAAGGGCUAGACAGUAAAUAUUUUAGGCCUUAUGGGCCAUACGGUCUCCACUGCAAUGACUCAACUCAGCUGUAGUGCAAAAGCAGCCAUAGACAAUACGUACGUGAAUGAAUGUGGCUCUGAUCCAAGAAAACUAUAUAAAGACACCGAAAUUGUAAUUUCAUAUAAUUUUCCCAUGUAAUAAAUAUUCCUCUUUUGAUUUUUUUAAAUCAUUUAAAAAUGUAAAAACUAUUCUUAGUUCAAGAGCCACACGAAACCAGGUGGCAGGCUGGAUUUGGCCCAAGGGCCAUAGUUUGCUGACCUGACUUAGAAAACUGGGAACAAGAUGCACAGAGGUAUAUGAAAACAAGCAGGCUAGUUUAGUCAUACAUUUUAUGGCUGAGAAUUGGAAGAUUUUGGGCAUUGCAAGUGUAAAUAUGUCCUAUAAGAUUCAUUAAAAAGUAAUUCAAUUUAGUUUCUAUAUUGUGUACCAUUGUGAAUUCUGUAGUAUUUCUUUUUAGCUACAGAAUGAUGUUGGGUUUUUUUUACGUUUAUUGCUUAUAUAUUCACAGACUUUUGGUUUCCAUAAAAUGAAUUUAGAAUAACGUAUAAUAUCUACUGAGUUGUGACAUCUUAACAAGAAACUUAACCAUGUUUUUAAAGCAAAAGUAGAUUGAGUUGGUGUUUAUUUAUUUUACUAGGUUUGUACUGACAUUGUACCUAUAUAUUUAUUAUACAUAGCUUUCUUGAUAUUGCUUGCAGAUUAGAAGCGUUAGUGGUUCUAGCUCACUAUUUGAAAACAAAUCUCCUAAAAAGAAAAUGUAUGCUCUGAAUAUCUGAAAUAGGCCAGAAUUCAUGUAACUUGCCAUUUAAUGUAAAUUAUUUUAAAAACCUUGCUGUAUACAACUAUCAUGUACGUGUAAA